Molecule: messenger RNA, 3292 nt
Organism: Chironomus riparius
Lineage: Eukaryota; Metazoa; Arthropoda; Insecta; Diptera; Chironomidae
Source: the annotation of a GenBank genome assembly
UUGCCGGGUAACAACAACAACAAAAAAAGUAACGGUUUUAAAUCAUUUGAAUUGCCGGGUAAAAACAACAACAAAAAAAAAUAAAAUUUGAAGCAUAAAGUUUCAUAGGAAUUAAAUAAAUUAAGUGGAAAAUCGAUAGUUAUAGUGAUGAAUAAUAACGAGACUGAAGUGAACUUUUUUCUACCUAAUGCACCGAACAAAACAGGCUCAGGAAAUGUGUCUCCUUAUAAAAUAUUUGUGGUAAUAUUAUUGAAAGAAUAUUUAAGGAAAAGAUCAGAAGAUGAAGAACUGGAUGAUAAUGAUGAUAAAAAUCUAACAUCGUCAAUGCAUUAUUCAGCUGAAUAUCGUCGUAAAUUCUACAUGACACUACUCAAAUUAACACAAUUUUCGGAUAUGAGCUAUAAAGAUUUGUAUAAUUUAUUGACUGGAAAAUAUCGAAUUUCUGAUGUACAUCUCGCUGGAUUUGAAGGCACAAUCAGCUUGUUAAACAAAUUAGGUAUUGAAAUACUGUUCAAAUUAUCAAAAAUCAUGGAUGAAUUAAUUACCGAUACACAAACAAGGAACAAUACACCUUUAAUUCAUCAAUCAAGUGUGAUGGGAUUCUAUUUCCGACGAAUUCUCGUAUACCUUGACAAAAUGUCUUUUCAAGAUCUAAUGAAUCUGCACAAAGAGACUGUAAUUUAUUACGAGAAAGGAAUUAGAGCCAUUUCAUUAGGAGAUACCAAUAUCCAACAACAAAUCGAUGAAGAAAGCUUGCCCAAGCAUAAAUGGAACAUUAAACAGGCAGAAAUAUUCAUAACACAACAGAGUGCAUUGUUAGAGAAUGAUGAAGUGAAGGCACUCAAUCCAAAGAAGUUACAAAAGAAAAUUGAUGAAAUUGUGCAGACUUACACGCCACUUUAUUCUAAAGCAUACUUCUUAUCAUAUUUAAAUAACGUGAGAUUAAGAGACUUGCCUAAUUCAAUAGAGGCACUUCAUCGUUCAUUUGACAGAGUCAAUGGAAAGCCAGGAUGGGAAAAUCAAGAUAAUAAGUCACACUUUCAGUAUUCAUUGUUAAAUCUAGCAAUUCUUCAUACAAUGUUUGAGCAAAAUGAAGAAGCUAUGACAUGUUUAAAGGAAUGUAUCAUGGUUGCACAAGAGAAUGGCGAUCGAGUUUGUCUACAACUAGCUCAAUUGUGGCUAUCUCUAUUGGAUAAAAAGAACUUUCAAUUGUGUGAGAAAAAUAUUGCAAAUAAGACGGAACAGACACUUGUAAGAUCAGUUUCACUAAAUAUCCAGUCACUCGUUAAAGUCGCAGCAUUAUCUGGAUAUUUGCCUUCAAAACUAUUUGACGUUCUUAUAAAAAGUGAUAUUCUUAAUUGUCAGCAUUCCUUAAUGAACUUGAUAUCAAAUUGUAUGGCUGAGCGUGCAGCACUUUGGAAUCUUUAUGGAUGGCAUGAAAUUGGAUCAUUAUGUAGUCAACUGUUGCUCAAUUCCAAUUUAAAAGUUAUGGAAAGAACAUAUAAUGGCGAAGGAUUCUGUCAAGCACUUUGCAAUGUUUCUUUGUGGCUUGCAAUGCAAGGUGAUUUUAUAACAAGCUCAUUAAUAACAACGAGAGUAAAGGAACGAUUCCAAAGAUAUCCGAUAUCUAAAAAUUGGAUGCUCGUCGAGUAUUACGUCAAUUCAAUUCAAACAAUUUAUUUAGAGAAAUGGAGUGAUGCAGCAACAGCAUGUGACCAUAUUUAUCAUAUUGAUCCAAAUUUGAGUGUUUUGCAGCGGGCAAAUUUGAAUAUUGCAAGAGGAAAUCGAUCCGUUGCUCUUAAUCUUUUGGACAUCCUUCUUGCUAAUGAUGGUGAUGACGAGAAACUACAGACACUUUAUAAAGUUCGAGCGAUGAUUAUUCAAGCAUUCUGCAUGUCUGAUUCUAAUUCUAUAUCAUCGGAAUCCCUUUUGAUUUUAAAUCGAGCAGCAGUGCUCGCACAAGAAAAGUUUUUAAAUUACGAAUAUUCAAUUAUCAACAUGCACAUUAGCUAUAUUCUAUUAAGCAUGAAUAUGCCACAAGAAGCACUUAAAGUUAUUAAAGCUAAUAUCGAGAAUAUUUUAUCAAAUGGUGGAAUUUAUGACAAAGGAAAGGCAAUGUUUCUGUUCAAUCAGUGCCUAAUUGCGUCCAUAUCAACAAAAGAAGAGAAAAUUGGUAAAGUCAAGGAGUUGAAGGAACAAUUUGAGCUGUCUAUAACAUAUUUCACAAAAUUAGAGUGUUGGCGUAAAGUUAAAGCCGUUUACAUGUACUUGGCUAGAUUAUACAACGAUUUAGGAAUGGUUGAGGAACGAAAUCAAUAUGCCUACAAAUUUCGCUUAAUUGUAGAGGAGCAUACAAACAGUUCCAAUGAGAAUAUCAAUAUAUUCUACUGAAUUAAGACAGACAUCGAGCAAGCAACUGAACCGAAUAGUGAAUGUAUGUAAAUAGAAAAGGAAAGGACACGAAAGGAGGAGUAAUUACAACCAAUUUAUACUUACUUUUGGUGAAAAUCCAACCUUUGUGACUGCAUAUUUGUGACCCAAGAAGGGAGAGUUCAGGGCUUCUUCAAAUCCAGAUCCAGAGAUCCAUUUAAACAACCUUACUGUCUUAUCACUAUAUCCAACAUUAUUAUUUUAAUUAUGUUAUUGAAUUAAAGAAAUUAAGAGAUUACGUGUAUUAAAAAGUGCUUUUAUGUCCUACCUAGAUCCAGUAACGAGUAAUGAAUUUCCAAAGAAAUCCAAACCCGUAACAUCAGAAUGAUGAGCAUCAAUUCGUUGUAAUAAUUUUGGUGCAACAGACAUUAUCCUUUAUUUUAUUAAACUUUUGCAUAUAAUAAUACGAUAAAAAUAGACCAAAAAAUUGGAUUGAGUCACAGCACAACGCAAUUAAAGAUAAAUGAGCUGAUAAGCUUGAAACACGUUAAAUCACUUAUUAUUUCUGGUAUUUUAGGCACUUUAUAUCAACGGCUUACGAUUUGGGAAUAAUUGAAAAUAAUCUUUAAUUAUUCAGCAAAAACUAUGGAAAAAGCAAGCUUUAUGACCAAAAAAAUUUUCUUCCGUCCGCAAGUAAAUUUCCAAAGCAUCUGAACGACUGAAAAUUGAAACACAACACAAGACUUUUUAGUGAAAAAAUUGAGAGAAUUUUCACAUUUUCUCUCUCUCUUUUGGAUUCUCUCCUUGGCUGUGUCACGUUUCUUAUUCAUAAACAUGAAUUUUGUAGAUAUAAAUCCAUGUGAAUGGCAACAAGUGGUUACUUGAAAAAUUAUUUAAGUUAUUUAUUUGUUCUUGUAGGAUA